This is a messenger RNA of Mollisia scopiformis, 1096 nucleotides long. RefSeq lists its product as uncharacterized. The record is from RefSeq and is a predicted model, not a curated record. Lineage: Eukaryota; Fungi; Ascomycota; Leotiomycetes; Helotiales; Mollisiaceae. The transcript is spliced from 2 exons. The coding region runs from base 147 to 866 and encodes 239 amino acids.
CCAAUUGGUCUGCUGAGGUUAUCUCUCUCAUUCCCCAUGUACCCAUAAAUUCCCUCAACAUCCCCAGGUCUCAUCUCUAUCACAGCCUCGCGAUUCUCAAUCUUUAAUACCUCCAGUCUAAAGGUCUGUGCUAGAAGCAAGAAGAUAUGUCAGGACUAGAAGCAAUCCCAAUCGCAGCACUGGUAUGCGCCAUCAUCAGCGCCUUCACCGGAAGCGCCAAUCUCCUCAAAAGAGUUCCGCGAGACAAGCGUCUCAAGUAUCACCACGUAGGCAAAUCCCUCGAUCACGGCUCAGAAAAAGUCCAAAAUGACUUCAAUCGCUACGUUUCUCGACUAGGACGAAGAUUCGAGAGAGGUGAUGAACAAGCAAGACAAGAACUCCGCAAUGUAGCCUUCAUGCUACAAUCCAACCUCCUGAAAUCCGUGUACCACGUCCUGGACGGCAGGAACGCCGCGUUCGGGGACGUACACGAAUUAUCUGAACAAGGGCGCCGGGACGCUGUCUGGGCGCUCGGGUCGCAGUAUCAGAGGAUUUUGAGCGCUGCUCCGUUCGCGAGGGCGUUGCAGGAUGGGUAUGAGAUGGCUACUAGACGACCGGUCGAGUAUUCGCAGAGAGAGGCGUUGCCGCCGCAAGUUGAGGAGCGGGUAGUUGUGCGGAGGCGAGCGAGAGAGCCGGAGUAUACGGUUGUGGAGAGUAGGGGACGACCUUCUUAUUAUGAGGUUGAGAGACCGGGGAGGUGGGAGGUGGUUGAGGAACGGGCGUUUGAUUCUUAUGAUAGUAGGCAUAGUACUACGGGAUGGCGCCCUCGAUCACGGUCUCGUUCGAGGAGGAGGAGCUCGAGUCGUUCUAGGUAUUCUGUUUACUAGAUUUUGUUUAGGAAAGAGGAACUACUUUCCCUCUGUCAGCAUUCAUGACUUUGAUCUGCGUUUUGUAUUUCUGGUUUGCAGCUCGAUUGAGUCACCAGCCACUAUGCAAGUAUAGUUUGGUGAAUAGCGAUUCUGGAUAUCAAGACGGGGAUAGGGGUGAUAUGCAGCAAAAGUAAGCACACUAAGCCAGCACUACAAGGACCAAAAUGGGGAGUGUACCUGCCCCAUAU